UAUUGACUGUAUAAAUACGGUUCGCACCCCUAGCCGAGUCACACUUCAGCUAUCGCCGACUCGAGCAACCGAUCCAAGUAGCCAAAAUGUUCAAGCUCCUUCUCGUUGCCGCUCUGGUACCAGCCAUGACGCUGGCAGCCGUCAACUUCAGCCCCUGUCCUAACGGUGCCCCCACGCCAACGUCGUUGACCGUCAACGACUGUUCCGGUGAUGUGUGCCAGCUGCUUGCAGGAGGACGAGUCGACGCCUUGGCCAGUGGUAUCGUGAGCCCCGCCGAUAGUGCCACCGCUACCGCUUACGUCGUUGUCCGGCUCGGUGGUUUGGACGUUGGAUUCGAGAUGCCGCCAGAGUUGGAGGAUGCUUGCGCUAUCGGAAUCCAGGGUGGUUGCCCGCUCACUUCCGGUACUGCUUUCAACUACGCACUGAACGAUGACUCCCUGGAUGUGCCGGCCCGUGGUGUUGCCGUGGAGAUCGAGGUCGGUCUGACCGGUGACGGUGGUUCCGCUUUGGGCUGUCUGCGCUUCAACGCCGUCAUCAACUAGGUGGAGAGUCAUGUGGAAUACGUUUUUGGAAUAAAAUCGGAUUUGUCGUGUUUUGAGAAUGA
Topomyia yanbarensis is the source of this 604-nucleotide messenger RNA. RefSeq lists its product as uncharacterized. Bases 87 to 542 code for a protein of 151 amino acids. Lineage: Eukaryota; Metazoa; Arthropoda; Insecta; Diptera; Culicidae. The record is from RefSeq and is a predicted model, not a curated record. The transcript is spliced from 2 exons.